AUGGAGAAGACCUUGACAAUGAUUGAUUGUACUGAAGAUUACAAGAUGUGGUGUGCCGCCUACAUGUUGAAAGGCGAAGCGAAUGAUUGGUGGAGAUCUACGGAGCCUAACCUUGUUGUUACCCAUCCUAACCUUACAUGGGAACAGUUCAAGGAGGCCUUCUUCGAAAAUUACUUUCCAAAGAGUUAUCGAGAAAGGAAGGUGGCAAAGUUCAUGGAUGUCUCUCAAGGAUCCAAAUUAGUCCUUGAGUACCAGCAGGAGUUUAAGGAGCCGCUCCAUUUUGCUUUUAUUCAUUUGAAGGACGAUGUUAAAAAGGGCAAAGGGUUUGAGAAAGGUUUAAGGCCGGGAAUGAGCUCGAUGUUAGUGUCUCAUGGGCCCCAAAUCUAUGCUAAGGUGGUUCAAGUAGUUAAGUCUAUUGAGGACAGAUAG
Telopea speciosissima is the source of this 429-nucleotide messenger RNA. RefSeq lists its product as uncharacterized. The record is from RefSeq and is a predicted model, not a curated record. Bases 1 to 429 code for a protein of 142 amino acids. The transcript has a single exon. NCBI's taxonomy places the organism in Eukaryota, Viridiplantae, Streptophyta, Magnoliopsida, Proteales, Proteaceae.